Messenger RNA from Panicum virgatum (switchgrass), 3146 nucleotides. RefSeq names its product flocculation protein FLO11-like. Lineage: Eukaryota; Viridiplantae; Streptophyta; Magnoliopsida; Poales; Poaceae. The transcript has 5 exons. Gene Ontology annotation, biological process: cortical microtubule organization. Gene Ontology annotation, cellular component: cortical microtubule. The record is from RefSeq and is a predicted model, not a curated record. The coding region runs from base 1359 to 2825 and encodes 488 amino acids.
CUUUGCGGCUAAACAAAACAAAGGCUUCACAUCACAGCGCAGAGCCGCAGAGCUUCACGCUCGCCCACGCAGCCCCUCCCCCACCACCAGCGCCGUCCCCCUCCGCGUCCGUGCUGCCUCCCCUUCCCCUCGCCUCGGCAUCUCCAGCGCGCGCGGCGCAUCUCGGGCGGCGGAGGGGGGUAGCGGAGCGGCGCCUCGCCCCGGCCGCGGCAUUUGAGGAAGGAAGGAAGGAAGGAAGCAAGCAAGCAAGGAGGCGGCAUUGCCUGCGGGAAGGAAGGCGUUGGAUAGAAGCUUCCGGAUCCGGAUCCGGACCCGCGCUGACGACCGCCGGAGUUUGGGGCAGCUAGGUAGCUGCUGUGCUCUGAGAUGGAGGACCUGUUGGGUUCAGAGAUCGGGAAGAACGACUAUGACUGGUGAUUCUCAAGUCUCAACUUACAUGCCUGCUCUUUCCCUGUCUAAUGUUUCUAGCUUUUUUUUUAAGAAAAAGGGGCGCGUGUGUAUGUAUAUCAGUAUAUGUGUUUAUGAUCUCUGCACUUUGUUGGCUGAAGAGGGGAAUAAUGAAGUACAAGGGCUGUAUUAUCCCCUGGAUAGACUUCAAUUGCCCUGGCUUGGGGACGGAUUUGUACGGAUCACUGCUUUGAAUGAAUUCAAGCUUGUUCGUAUUGACUAGUCAGGCGUCAAGGCGAGUACUUAGAUUGGCCUGCUCUGGUGUUGGAACUUGGAAGAAUCACUGUUUGAAUGAUUGAUGAAGCUUGAUCUUGGAAAGCACCAUUUCACCAUCAUGUUGGUUUCCAGGUGUUGAUUGCCUGAUUUUUGUGGUUGAUGUGAUCUUUCUAGCUAAAGAUGACUUUUGUGGCGGUGGUGGUUGUUGGGAGGAAAUGUGUCGCUGUGCAAAGCAAAGUUGAAACACCAGAUAUGCAAGUGAGUUGAUUGUCCUGUGUGGGCUCUUCCCUUGGAAGGCCAACCUGGAGAUUGGUAAUUGGCACUCAACAGUGAAAAAGAGUGAAAUAUAUGGAUCUUAUUGUUGGUGAGGUACUGCUGAGGCAUUUGAUAAAGGCCAAUUCGAGGCAUUAGCAUGAGUAUAAUGCAAAAGACAGGCCAGUUGAUGCCAGUCAAAUAUACCGUCUCCUGAUAUUUGGCUUCUAACUCCGCCUGGGACACCACGUGUUCCUGCACUGGAGGUUGCUGAGAAAACACCAUCCUCAAAUAUAUUGCCGAAGCGCACUACUGCUAGGUCAUCCUCAACUACUAGAGCAUCUAGGCUUUCAGUAUCUCAAACAGAGAAUGGGCAUUCGACGGUUCCCACUAGACCAGCAAGAAGUAACUCUGUCAGCCGACCUUCUAUCCAGUCUACUCUCAUGAAUGGCAACAACAGGACAUCAGUUCUCAAUACAAGCAUUUCCUCAGUCACUUCAAGACCUACAACCCCUAGCAGGCGAAGCAACACUUCUGCUGCACCAAGACAAUCAGUUCCAGCUUCACGUCCAGUGCCUGCAAGAUCAUCUACACCAGCCAAAACUCGCCCAUCUACACCAGCCAAAACUCGUCCAUCUACUCCUACAAGAACUCGCCCAACAGCCCCAAACUCUUUAACUGAUUCAGCUGCUCCCAAGUCCACUUCUGCACAUAAUUCAAGGCCAUCAACUCCAAAUUCUCGGUGCCGUAUAAUGCCCAAUCCAUCUUCUGGUCCAACUCACGCAACAAGUCGCCCAGGCCCAUCCUCUGGUACAAUGAGCCGGCCAGGGUCUUCCUCAGGCAAUGUUCAUGGAAUAAGCCGUGCCACCUCAUUGUCCUCAAGUUCUGUUCCUUCAAUGAGCCGUUCCAACUCGCGAUCAUCUACACCUACACGCCAGCCUGCAACUCGUUCAUCAGCCCCAGCUAUCGGUCGCUCUCCUUCUGUUGGACGGAGUUCUAGCAUCAGUAGCUUUACAUCUGCCUCCCGGUCUGCAGUCAGUAGUGGGCGGAACUCGGCACCUUCAUCAGCUCCGUCAUCUCGUCCAAGUUCUCCGAAUCCACGUCCUCGAGCUCCAGUGCGGCCACUUGAUAUCCCUGAUUUCCCAAGCGAAACUCCACCAAAUUUAAGGACAAAAUUACCUGAAAGACCGCUCUCUGCUGGCAGAUCAAGGCCAGGAAUGGCUUUAGGCAUAAGGUCAAAUCCAAAUACUGAACCUUCAGCUACAUCAGCUCCUGUGAAGAAGGUCUCUGUGCCUGCUGUGAGUCGAAGUAAAUUUUCUGAUCCAUCAUCAAAGACGUCUACACUCUCAAAUGGACACCAAAAUCGACAGGCUGAAAGGUCCGUUGUUGAUAGUCAACCUAAUAGACCAUCAAGGACUGCCACAAGCACUGAUAAUGGAUUUGGGAGGUCGAUAUCAAAGAGGUCUCUUGACAUGGCUAUCAAACACAUGGACAUUCGGCAAAACUUGGGUGGCAUUCGCGGCGCAUCCCUCUUCCCCCAGAGCAUCCGCUCGGCUGCUGCCAAGGCCCGGCCAGCUCGGGCGUCAGACCCGGGGCACGGCAUCUCAAACGGCGACAGGCACUACGCGGACAACGGGAGCAGCGUGAACGGGCACCUCUCCGGGGACUCAAACGGCGCUCCCUCGCGCAACGGCGGCAGCUCAACCGCGUCGCCGGACCGGGCGAGCGUCGGGACCAAGGAGACCCUGAGCGAGCUGGACAUCUACGGCAGCUCGCGCUAUGAGGCGAUGCUGCUGCGGGAGGACGCGCGCAACACCAGCUGGCUGCACGGCUUGGACGACAAGCACGACCAGAGCCCGCUGUUCGACCACCGGUUCGAGCCGCUGCCGGAGCCCUUCAGCCCGCUAUGACAGCUAGAGCCGCCGCCUGUAAAGUUCGUCUGGAUCCGUGGAUCGUCACCUGCUCUCCGUUCCUGUUCCCCGUCAUGCUGCAAGAUCUGUAUGGUUUGUCUGUCUUUUUUUUUUCUGUUGUAUAAUUGGUUGGUUCUGCACGUUCACCGUUUUCUGGAGCCGAUGAGACGGGAGGGAUUGCGGGGUUCUGGGUCUCGUGAUUCGUCCCUGGAGAUUGCAUUGGGUUUCCACUUUCCCGCGGGUUGUUGUACUGCUGAAUGAAGAAAGAAAGGAUCUAAAAGGACAGAAAUGGUAAAGGAUUUGUAAGUUAUAUUGGAAUGA